AUGAGACCGAUGGGCAAGAUGAGACCGAUGGAGAGCUCGGAAGUACAAGAUAUUGAAGAAAACGGGCUACUACUAGAGAUAUUAUCUAAUUCUGAGGUUAUGGUUUAUCUGCAGGGCAUAUUACUAUGGGCUGGAAGCAAAGAAAAGAGCACAUCUGACUAUAUACGUCAGAUUGAGAGCUUAAUCAGUGAUUUUAGUCGAAUUCAGAUGGAAGAGAAGCGUCAGGUGACCAUGGAGGAUAUGGGAUGGAAGCUUAAAUAG
This is a messenger RNA of Penicillium angulare, 261 nucleotides long. RefSeq lists its product as uncharacterized. The coding region runs from base 1 to 261 and encodes 86 amino acids. The transcript is spliced from 2 exons. The record is from RefSeq and is a predicted model, not a curated record. NCBI's taxonomy places the organism in Eukaryota, Fungi, Ascomycota, Eurotiomycetes, Eurotiales, Aspergillaceae.